Toxotes jaculatrix (banded archerfish) is the source of this 6849-nucleotide messenger RNA. It is a transcript of the gene tulp4b, whose product is annotated as TUB like protein 4b. Gene Ontology annotation, molecular function: protein binding. The transcript has 15 exons. NCBI's taxonomy places the organism in Eukaryota, Metazoa, Chordata, Actinopteri, Toxotidae. The record is from RefSeq and is a predicted model, not a curated record.
CCUUCAGUGCAGCGUCUGAAUGGAAAUAUGGACACCUUCAAUGGAGGAAUUUUGAUUCAACAUGCCCAGGAACUAUGAGCCUGGUCACUCAGUAGGGAUGUUGGCUGCCGUGGAACAUGGUCCCAUCCUCUGCAGCGACUCCAACAUCCUCUGCCUCUCGUGGAAAGGCCGGGUCCCCAAGAGCGAGAAGGACAAGCCGGUGUGUCGGAGACGGUACUAUGAGGAGGGCUGGCUCGCUACGGGGAACGGGAGAGGAGUUGUUGGGGUGACGUUUACAUCGAGUCACUGCAGGAGGGACAGAAGUACACCUCAGAGAAUCAAUUUUAACCUGCGAGGACACAACAGCGAGGUUGUCUUGGUGCGUUGGAAUGAGCCCUUUCAGAAGCUGGCCACCUGUGAUAUGGAGGGAGGUAUUUUUGUAUGGAUCCAGUAUGAAGGAAGAUGGUCUGUAGAGUUAGUGAAUGACAGAGGAGCCCAGGUGAGUGACUUCACUUGGUCACAUGAUGGCACUCAAGCCCUCAUCGCGUACAGGGAUGGCUUCGUGCUGGUGGGCUCAGUUAGCGGACAGAGACACUGGUCCUCUGAGAUUAACCUGGAGAGUCAAAUCACCUGUGGCAUCUGGACGCCUGAUGAUCAGCAGGUCUUGUUUGGUACAGCAGACGGUCAGGUGAUAGUGAUGGACUGUCACGGACGGAUGCUUGCCCAUGUUCUGUUACAUGAGUCUGAUGGGAUUGUGAGCAUGUCCUGGAACUGCCCCGAUUUCCUGGUGGAGGACAGUACAGAAAGCGACACAGACUCUGAUGACAACAUUCUGCCUUUGGGUACAAACAACCCCCCCCCCGCCUCUGCUCACAUGACAGCUUGCUACCUUGUGCUUAUUAUGGAAAUCUAAUGUACAUACUUUUCUUUUUUCUUCCAAGUGCGGAGAGUUAAACCUCUGUUGACAGUCACCUUCUUAUCUGGAGAUAUCAGUUUAAUGAACAACUAUGAUGACCUCUCUCCUGCUGUAAUUCGCUCAGGGCUGAAAGAUGUUGAGGCCCAGUGGUGCUCCCAGGGAGAUCUGCUGGCUGUGGCCGGCAUGGAGAGACACGGUCUUCCUGCCGACUCUGCAUGUGCGUCCAUCAUGAGGAACGCCCUUGUUAAGUUCUACAAUGUCCAAGGAGAACACAUCUACACUUUGGAAACACCUGCACAGAGGCCCAUCACCACCAUCUGCUGGGGUCACAGAGACUCUCGUCUGUUCCUUGCAUGUGGACCAGCGCUGUAUGUGGUGCGUGUGGAGCACCGGGUGGCCAGCCUCCAACUCUUAUGCCAGCAGGGCAUCGCCAGCGCCCUGCGAGAGGAGAAAGACGUGGGAAAACUUAACAUGCCCUCGCUGCUCUGCUCUUAUGUCACGACAGCUUUCAUACCCACCAUCAAGCCCCCAAUCCCUGACCCCAACAACAUCCGUGACUUUGUCAGCUAUCCCACAGCUGGGAAUGAGAGGCUCCACUGCACCAUGAAGCGAGCAGAGGACAGCCCGGAGGCAGGCGGACCCUGCUACACGCUCUAUCUAGAAUAUUUAGGAGGGCUGGUGCCUAUUCUCAAAGGAAGGCGCAUCAGCAAACUGCGGCCUGAGUUUGUCAUUAUGGAUCCAAAAACUGACAGCAAAGCAGAGGAGGUGUGUGUGAAUCCCAUGAUCUCAUACACUGACAGCUGCAACUGCUCUGACUCCAGUGACAUUGAGUUGAGCGAUGAGUGGGUCGGGAAGAAGUCACCAAAGUUAUCCAGAGGAAACAGGUCACCUAAACUCUUCAUGAUGAACAUGGAGUCGAGAAAAUCUCCCAAACUGUCACGCGCCAAUCAGGAAGGCCAGCGGUCGCCGCGGUUACCAACAAAGAAGCCUCCAGUUCGGUCUCCCAGUCUAACACGUCGGGAGUUUUCUAUGGAUGGGAUUACAGAGCACAACUACCUUGCUCAAGUCACAUCCAACAUCUGGGGGACAAAGUUCAAAAUUGUUGGACUUGCUUCGUUCCUCCCUGCCAAUCUUGGUGCAGUCAUCUACAAGACCAGUUUACUUCAUUUGCAACCGAGGCAGAUGACUAUCUACCUUCCAGAGGUGCGAAAGAUUUCUCAUGACUUCAUGAGCCUGCCCGUGUUCAACCCCAAUGUGUUCAGUGAGGAUGAAGAUGAUUUACCAGUGAUGGGACCUUCUGGAGUGGCAGGAGACAAUCCUCCCUGUACGGUCAACAUUCCCAUCGCUCCCAUCCACAGCCCAGCUCAGGCCAUGUCCCCGACUCAGAGUAUUGGCCUGGUUCAGUCUCUUCUGGCCAAUCAGAAUAUUCAGCUUGAUGUCCUGACCAACCCUACAGCUACUGCAGCGGCAGCAGCUGCUGCAGCAGCGGCUUCUGUUCCUGAUCAUAGCCAGGAUACAGUCGCAACACCGUACCCAGUGCCAACUAGAUACUCAAACCCUGGUCAAGUGAUCUUCAACGGACUGGAGAUGGGUCCUCUUCUGCCUGGUACUCUACCACCCCCACCUCCACCUCACCAUCUCCCGCCGCAGCCUCACCCACAGCGGUCUCAUUCCCAGGGCGAGCAUGGACACACUCUGAAACCAAGCCUGCCGCGGACUUUACCCCCCUCCUUCAGUGACACAGAUGGGUCUGUGGAGAUUCAGAUGAGGAAGGUGAAUCCUCCUCCUCCAUAUCCAGGCACUGUAGUGUCUGCAGCUGCAGCCACAGCCGCCACUACACCUCAGACUCUUGUCACAAACUGUGACAGCCCAAGUGUCCUGGCACCCGGCCCCUGUCUGAAGAAGGAUGACUUCUUGCUUCAUCCUGUCACCAUACAGUACCCAACACCUCUGGGGUAUGAAAGGAUAACGACCUUUGACAGCAGUGGAAAUGUGGAGGAGGUUUGUCGGCCACGCAGGCGCCUCAUUCGCAACCAAAACGCGUAUGCUGUGCAUGGCAUUGGAGGCUCGGCCACACUCAAAGUCACCUCCUCUGAGAGUAAAAAAAUUCAGCUUCCAUACAGCUCAGCAACACUGAGUCGUCUCUCUGUCCCUCGAUACUCGAUACCAAGUGGGGACCCUCCUCCUUACCCUGAUCCUGCCAAUCAAGUAACUGCCCCUCUUCCUCCUCCCCAGAGAAUCGAUAGCAGUCUGAUUCAUGCCACUCUACGUCGCGACCGCAGGGAUGUGGGACUUAAAGUGCCACAGAUGAUGGAAAGCUCAAGAACCCUUCCCACCAAGGCUAAAAUGAACAGUGCAUUAGCUCUUACCUACCAGCAGAGGGUGCCCACUGCACUGUACACAUGCACACAGUGCAGCAGUAACAGCAGCAGCACCAGUGUCAGUGUCAGUGGGGGUGGAACUACAAGCAGUGGUAUUGCAGGUGGCACGGUGGUGAGGCAGGACUUCCCACCAGGAAAAGGUGCACAUCAUAGUACGAUUAUUGUGCACUCCAAAAGUGCCUCCCCCUUGGCCUCCCAGUCAUCUUACAGUCUGCUGGGUGCUGUCGAUAACAGCCGGGACAGAACAGUGUAUGUUAACUCUGCCUUUACUGAAGAUGAGACUUUGAAUCAGCAGUGUCACCUUGAAAAAUCAGUGCGUCAGCUGACUCUCGGCGAUGUCAGUUUGACAGUGAAACGCCCUCCGCCUUAUCAGUGGGACACCUCCACUACAGAGGAGUUUUGGCUCACCCCAGAGCAAACAAUGUUAGCUCCCCCACCAGGACCUCAUAAACCACCUCCACUCAUUAUCAGUCAAGCGCAGCACUUGGACAUGACCCGGCUUCCUUUUGUCCUCACUACCAAACCACCAAGCAGUCCAAGCACGAGCACUCUUACUUUCCCAUCAGGUUACCAGAUAUCCCUCUCACCUUUUCCUCCAGGGGUGGGUCACAGUGGACCCCCACUUCAGACCUUACAGAACCCUCCUCCACAGUGCUCUCCAAACGAAGUGGUUGCUCCUGUCCCUUUUGCUCAGCAGGAUGCCAGUUUGGUCUUGCCACCAGGUUACCCUCCAAAUCUUGCUAACUUGGCUUGCUGCCCUCUCCCUCCGAUGUAUCCUGGAGCCAGCUCGUGUGCCGGACUCCAGCUGCACCCCGUCAGCCUUCACCCCUGGAACCCUUACCCCUGCCCGCCACCCAUGCAAGACCCUCCAGCCCCUCCCCUCCCUACCAAAACUCAUCAGAUUUUAGAGAAGCCAAUUCUCUCCCCACCUCCCCCAACUGCACCACCUCCACCACCCCCUCUCCCCCCUCCUCCUCCACCUACUGAGCUACCACCAUCCAAAAGUGCCACAGAGGAUCUGACAGAGUCUGCGAACAACUUUCCAGAGCCAUCAUCCCUAAAUGAAAGCCCAGUGCCGCAGGAGUCAGAGCACUUCAACAAGAAGAGCCGUAAAAGACUGGACAGCAGAGCUGAGGAGGCCAACAUGCCCACUGUCUCUGAGGGCAAAUCCAGGAAGGAGGGCCGAGCGCUCUCUGACUUCAACACGCUCAUUUCCAGCCCGAGGCUUGGCAGCAGAGAGAAGAAGAAGCCCAAGGGGCAAAGAGAGCAACUCAAUAAAACCAAGAAGAUGAGCAGGACCACAAAUGAGUUCCAGGAUAGCUCAGAGAGUGAGCCGGAGCUGUUUAUUAGUGGCGAUGAGCUCAUGAACCAGAACCAGAGUAGCAAGAAGAGCUGGAAGAACAAGCGCAGCCUGCGUAUGGCCAGCGAGCUGGAGGAGAUUAAAUGUCGCAAGGCAAAUGAAAGAGAAGACCGUAGUUUAGGCAGCCAGGGAUUCGUCUAUGUUAUGGCCAAUAAACAGCCACUGUGGAAUGAAGCCACGCAGGUCUACCAGCUAGACUUUGGAGGGCGAGUCACCCAGGAGUCAGCAAAGAAUUUUCAGAUAGAGCUGGAUGGUAGACAGGUGAUGCAGUUCGGCCGAAUAGAUGGGAAUGCCUACAUCUUGGAUUUCCAGUAUCCUUUCUCAGCAGUGCAGGCAUUUGCGGUUGCCUUGGCCAAUGUGACUCAAAGGCUGAAGUGAAAAGGUUAUUUUGUGUUGAUGUAGACUGAUUCAAAGGAUGCCACUGUGGUGUUGCUGUGCACCCCUCGUUGUGGGGCUGUAGCUGGGAAAAUGUCGGUGUUGUGGCUCCUCUUCAAAGAACAGGAGCUUAACAUGCAAGUUGGUCUUGCACAUGGAGACAAUUUACAGCUGUCUUUUGAAGGCACAGUCGCUCUAAGUCAGUGUUGAUGAAAACAAAAGCAGUUAAUCCAUAAUUUCUAGUUCGUAUAUUGAAUGUAUUCAAGCUAAAGUUAAUUAUUGUUCAACUGUUAUUUACUGGUAUAAAAAAAUACUUUGUCAAUUUUCAUUGGGUAAACAAAAUGUAAACUAAGUAUUUGUUGGAAUUAAUUUAUUUUAAAAGACGUCUGGAGGUUUAGUGCCACCUGUGGUGCCAAAGACAUCUUCCCACUCUUUAAAUGUUGACUAAUUAAGUUAUUUCAGUGUAUUAAAAUUCUUUAGUUAUUUAAUGAUUUAAGAAAAUAGACACAGGAAAUAUCUUGAGGUACAGUGGCAUUCAAAACUGCAAAUAAAAUUUCACUAAGCCAUACCAUAUCUGAUACAAACACUGCACUAUUUUAAUUCAGUUUUAAGUAAUCAAGUAAAUGAAAUGUAGGGUUUCAUGAUGAGUAUCACUCUUGUUGUUGGUGUUUCAGUACGCUUUUUUGUGUCUAUUCUUCAUUCAAAUCCCUUUUUCUUUCAAGGCAGUUAUUCAAUUUUUUUUUCAGUUUUGUUUGUAAACAUUUCCUAUACAUUAUGUUUAAAUUGCUGAACAUGCAUUAGAAGAAUAUAUUCAUUUUAUAGCUGUAACAUGAAGAGCUGAGUACAGUUUAAUCAUAGUUUGUAUAUUUUCUAUCCAUGAUACUUCUAUGAAGUGGUGCAAUGAACAUAGGAAAUGAUAUUCUUUGGCCACAACACUGCAAAUCAUUAUUCACAGCCAUUUUAAUCUGACAGUGUAUUAUUUUUUUUUCUUAUGUGUAAAUUUAAACACAGUUUGUUGAUUCUCCCUUCCCUUUACCAUGGCUGAAAUUGUCAGUAAUGGUCUACAGUAAGUCUGUUUGUGCCAAAUAUAGCCAAAUGUGUUUGGCUGAUAGUAAGUCAGUAGGGAAAAUAGUACAAAAUGAUCUUACGAUGGUUUCAUCCCCAAACAGAAUAAUUUGCAUCCAGUAAAGAUUGAGAUCCUCUCAAUCAGUCUCACUUGGCUGGCUCUGUGUUGUUUCCAUUGGGUGUUUAUGAUGCUACUUGAAAACUGCAUUUGAAUGUGAAGUACAGUAGUUUGCCUCAUUGGAAAUCAGUGCUGCUUUAGAUAGAUAGAGCUUGUGUGCAGUAAUGCUACCUACAUAGAACUGAUGUUGUACUUGCAAAAGAAAAUAUAACGCUUCUUGCACAGUGUAUUUAGUAAGUGACCUAACAUCAUAAUAUGCUUAGAAAAAUGUGCUUAUAUGUUGCUAAGUUCAGUAAUUUUGUACUUCAUCUUUACUUCAACAUGGUACCAAGAGUUUUUUGAUGUUACACUUGUAGAAAAAAAAGAAUGAGAACAAUAAACUUGCAAAGGUGUUAAAUACAACAUAUUCAUAAGUUGUUAAGAUGAACUGUUUGUAGAAGUGAGAUUGUAGAUUUGGUGCUAAUGUAUAAACAAACAAAUGUGGAAAUGUCAUUUGUUAUUAGGAGGCUAUUUUAAAGAAAGUAUUUUGAGAGCGGCUACAGGAAAUUUAGUGCAUAGAGUUUUCAUUAAAGAGCUUUUCAUCCAAUGCAGCUUCAGAGACUUCAGCAACAGUGUGUGUCAGUUAUCAGCAAUACUGCCUAAUGAAUAGUUGGUU